GCGGGCCAGUGAACGCACCACGUCAAUGUGAAUGGCUGACAUUUAACCGAGGCCGCCGCCCCCCUCCCUCUCCGUCUUCCUCCUCUUAUGGACUGACUGCGACAGCUGUUGAUGUGCGCUUCAUCUUCGUGAAGUUGGGGGCAAAGCCGAAGGCAUGCCGCUGGCUCGCAGCCUGUCCGUGACGUCCCUGUCGGGCCUGGAGGAGUGGGACGAGGAGUUUGAUUUGGAGGAUGCUGUUCUUUUUGAAAUCGCCUGGGAGGUGGCGAACAAAGUCGGAGGCAUCUACACCGUCAUCCAGACCAAAGCCCGUCUGACCGCGGAGGAAUGGGGGGAGAACUAUUUCCUGGUGGGUCCCUACGUGGAGAGCAACGUGCGCACUCAGGUGGAGCUGAUCGAGCCCACCAACCCCGUGCUGAAGAGGACCAUUGACAAGAUGAACGCCAGUGGGUGUAAGGUUUACUUCGGCCGCUGGCUGAUUGAGGGGAGUCCCUACGUGGUUCUGAUCGACGUGGCCUUCACCGCCUGGUCUCUGGACCGCUGGAAGAGCGAGCUGUGGGACCUGUGUGCCAUCGGCGUGCCGUGGUUUGACCGAGAGGCCAACGACGCCGUGCUGUUCGGCUUCCUGACGGCCUGGCUGCUGGGCGAGUACGCAGCUCAGAGCGAGGAGCCUCCGCACAUCGUGGCUCAUUUCCACGAGUGGCUGGCCGGCCUGGGCCUGGUCCUGUGCCGACACAGACAGUUACCUGUGGCUACCAUCUUCACCACUCAUGCUACGCUGCUGGGACGCUACCUGUGUGCUGGAAACGUGGACUUCUACAAUAACCUGGCAGAGUUCAACGUGGAUAAAGAAGCUGGCGAUCGACAGAUCUACCACCGCUACUGUCUGGAGCGGGCGGCGUGUCACUGCGCCCACGUCUUCACCACCGUGUCCCAGAUCACAGCCAUCGAGGCCGAGCACCUUCUCAAGAGGAAACCAGAUGUCGUCACUCCCAACGGACUCAACGUGAAGAAGUUCUCAGCCGUGCACGAGUUUCAGAACCUCCACGCUCAGAGCAAGAACCGGAUCCAGGAGUUCGUCCGGGGACAUUUCUACGGACACCUGGACUUCAACCUGGACAAGUGUCUGUUCCUCUUCAUCGCCGGGAGGUACGAGUUCUCCAACAAAGGAGCCGACAUCUUCCUGGAGGCGUUGGCCAGACUCAACUACCUGCUCAGAGUCAACCACAGCGACGUGACGGUCAUCGCCUUCUUCAUCAUGCCCGCUCGGACAAACAACUUCAACGUGGAGACGCUGAAGGGCCAAGCCGUCAGGAAGCAGCUGUGGGACACCGCUCAGACUGUGAAGGAACGCUUCGGGAAGAAACUCUACGAGUCUCUUCUGGUUGGGCAGCUGCCAGACGUGUCCAAGAUGCUGGACAAGGAGGACUUCACCAUCAUGAAGCGAGCCAUCUUUGCCACUCAGAGACAGUGUCAGCCCCCGAUCUGCACCCACAACAUGCUGGAGGACAGCAGCGACCCCAUCCUCAACUGUGUGCGACGCAUCGGCCUCUUCAACAGCUCUGCAGACCGGGUCAAGAUCAUCUUCCAUCCAGAGUUCCUGUCCUCCACCUCCCCUCUGCUCCCCAUGGACUACGAGGAGUUUGUCAGAGGCUGCCACCUCGGCGUCUUCCCCUCCUACUAUGAACCGUGGGGCUACACACCAGCUGAGUGCACCGUCAUGGGGAUUCCUUCGAUCUCCACCAACCUGUCGGGCUUUGGCUGUUUCAUGGAGGAGCACAUAGCCGACCCCUCAGCAUACGGUAUUUACAUCCUGGACCGGAGGUACCGGGGGGUCGACGAGUCCUGCAACCAGCUCACUUCGUUCCUGUUCCAGUUCUGCAAGCAGAGCCGCCGCCAGCGGAUCAUCCAGAGGAACCGCACCGAGCGCCUCAGCGACCUGCUGGACUGGAGAUACCUGGGCCGGUAUUAUAUAUCAGCCCGUCACAUGGCCCUGGCUAAAGCCUUCCCUGACUCCUACAUGUACGAGCCCAAUGAGCCCAGCUCGGCUGCAGGUUUCCGUUACCCCCGCCCGGCCUCUGUGCCGCCGUCCCCGGCUCUGUCCCGCCACUCGUCCCCUCACCACAGCGAGGCGGAGGACAACGACGAGGACGAGCGCUACGACGAGGACCUGGAGGCGGAGAAGGACCGCGUGAACAUCCGCCAGCCGUACACGCUGCCCUCGAAGAACAAGGGCCUCUCCGUCCUCGGGGCCAACGGGAACAGCAACGGCGUCACCAGCCAGAAAAACUGAGGAAGGCGGAACCUGCUACAAGGCCACUAGUGAAACUCCGUGUGUUCGUCCGCGUGCUCCAAACCUGCAGAUGUGUGAGAGAGUUCAGUAUCACUGUCAGUGUCUUCCCAACCCGUGCGUACCUCAGACUUUUAGCCGUUGGAUCUGUUUUAGUUUCAGUUGCUCCAGAGAGCAGCCGGGAGAACAGGCAGCAGCUCAGUCACAAAAAUCAGGAUUGCUGGAUUUUGUAGGGUACAACACUGAAUAAGACACAGCCUAGAAAUUUUUUUUUUUUUACUUGAUUCAAAGGCAGGAGAACAACACAAUCCUGCCUUUCACCAGCUUUCCACGUUUUCCUGUGAACCUUUCAGACGUAGCUUUCUACUCGUGUGACGAUGACGAUGCACCUCUUUAAACUUGUAGCAUUUUCUUGAUUUUUAAAACGCCUUGUUCACCAGAAACGUCCCAGAAUGGAAAUACGAUGCGGAGCAGCCCGGCGUCAGAGCUGACAGGUCUGCUCUCAUUUGGUUUCCACGCCUUAUUGUGUCACAGCUUUUUGUUUCGUUGUUUUUUUAGUGCUGACGUCUUUCUGCCUGUGUGUGGAGAUCAUGUUUUCAUGGAGGAAUCAGGACGGGGUUUAUGUGUUGCAAUGAGACCGGUCCCAGUGUUUAAACGGGCGCGUUCACUCCCUGUAAGACUUAGAAACUUGCACCAGAUGAACUUAUAAUAAAGUUGAUAUAUAUAUAUAUCUCUAUAUAUAAAAACUGUGUUUUACAAAUGAA
This is a messenger RNA of Mugil cephalus (flathead mullet), 3051 nucleotides long. RefSeq names its product glycogen synthase 1 (muscle) (gene gys1). Gene Ontology annotation, biological process: glycogen biosynthetic process. Gene Ontology annotation, cellular component: cytoplasm. The transcript is spliced from 16 exons. Gene Ontology annotation, molecular function: alpha-1,4-glucan glucosyltransferase (UDP-glucose donor) activity. The record is from RefSeq and is a predicted model, not a curated record. Lineage: Eukaryota; Metazoa; Chordata; Actinopteri; Mugiliformes; Mugilidae. The coding region runs from base 155 to 2290 and encodes 711 amino acids.